Molecule: messenger RNA, 406 nt
Organism: Arachis ipaensis
Lineage: Eukaryota; Viridiplantae; Streptophyta; Magnoliopsida; Fabales; Fabaceae
Source: RefSeq, a predicted model, not a curated record
UUGUUUUUUGCAAUGAGAAAUAAUGAAUAUUAUUAUGAGCUUGUUGUUGUUCAUUUUUGUGUAUUUAAUUUCCCCAAUAAUAAUAUGCGGUAGCAUAGUACCCCUUGCACCUGCAUUGUAUUUAUUUGGAGACUCCUUAUUGGAUAGUGGCAAUAACAAUUUUCUCCCAACUAUUGCAAAAGCAAAUUAUUUGCCUUAUGGUUCUAAUUUUGCUAUUGGUCCUACCGGAAGAUUCACUAAUGGAAGAACUGUUGCAGAUUUUAUAGCUGAAUAUCUUGGAUUGCCAUAUCCUCCACCAUACUUGAGCUUAAAAGGUGGAAUAUCAUUAUCUGGAAUCAAUUAUGCAUCCGGUUCUUGUGGAAUUCUGCCAGAGACUGGUAAUAUACUUGUAAGUAUAUGCGACUGA